This is a messenger RNA of Patella vulgata (common limpet), 6909 nucleotides long. Its product is annotated as vacuolar protein sorting-associated protein 8 homolog. Gene Ontology annotation, cellular component: HOPS complex; late endosome. Gene Ontology annotation, biological process: protein targeting to vacuole; endosomal vesicle fusion. The coding region runs from base 518 to 4714 and encodes 1398 amino acids. Lineage: Eukaryota; Metazoa; Mollusca; Gastropoda; Patellidae. The record is from RefSeq and is a predicted model, not a curated record. Gene Ontology annotation, molecular function: protein binding. The transcript has 42 exons.
UCAGUUGAUGACGUCAGUCGUUGACCCUUAACCCUAGAUGACGACCUUACUCGCAAAGAGAGGUCAACACGUUGUUUAGGGGAUUGCUAUUGGAAGGAAAAUCUCAAUAAAGUUGUGACUUCAACUGUCAGAUUUGAACUUGGGGGAAAAUAAUCAAAAUAGACAAAAAACGAUGUAAUCAUAUUUGAGUUAGUGCGUUUUUUAUUUCAGUCAAACAAACUAUUCCCAAAUUUUAGCCCAACCAUCGACCGAGUUUGUUGACUGGAAAUUCUAGUGGUACUUAGGGGUAAUUGGAAAUAUUGAUGGCAUGCUGCUACAUUUCCUUUCGGGGAGGAUAUAAAGACACUAAAUAAAGCGAUUUUCACACUCAAUACCUACAACCAGAUCUAAUGGAUCAGUUUAUAUAUGAAAUAGAAAACUAAAAGAAAGAUGAGUAAAAAACAUAACUUGGGAAAUUAGAAAUGUGUACGGUCAAGCCAUAGAUUUAGAGUUAUCUACCCGUAGUGGGUUUGACAACAUGGCGGAGGAAAGAAGCAAAAGUUUGGAUCAUGUGGAUGGAACCGCAGAAACAGUUAGUUUUGACAUUCCAGAGCUUGAUGAUGCAGAAUUUGAUUUGCCAACAGUUGAACAUCCACCAACAUUAGAGAGCAUUUUAAAUGAAGGACAUGAUGAAGAUACGCUAUCUAUAUUAGAUGAAGAAGAUAUACCUUCAGCAGUUCAGAUAUUUAAAACAGAUUCUGGAGAAACUUCAUCCCUAUCAAGUCAAGAUAGUUACCUGAGUGACAAACCACGGAAAAAAGACAAGAAAAAGAUUCUGAAGAAGCCAGUACAUGGUUCUGUUCUGCGACCAUGUAGAUUAAAAAGUUUAUCUGCUCAACUAUUGUCAGCUGCUGAUCGAGUUGAUGCUGGGAUGCCGACAGCUAUUGCUGUUUCAUCAUUAAUAGCUAUAGGAAGUUCUCAUGGGUUAGUUUUAGUCUUUGAUCCCAAGCAAGUGUUAAAAUGGUGUUUAGGAAGUACUGCUGUAGGAGCUCUGUAUGGUUCAGUAUCAGCCCUGAGUUUUAAUAGAGACUGUACAAGACUACUUUGUGGCUUUGCUAAAGGGCAGAUUACUAUGUGGGAUUUAACUAAUGGUAAAUUAAUAAGAACUAUUUCAGAUGCUCAUCCACAAGGCACUGCUAUACUUCAUGUAAAGUUUACUGAUGAUUUAACGUUAGCUGUGUGUAGUGACAGUGGAGGUUCUGUAUUUGAAUUGGAGUUUAAGAGACUGAUAGGUGUAAGAACUUGUGAAUCAAAAUGUCUGUUUUCUGGAAGUCGAGGAGAAGUGUGUGUUAUCGAACCUCUUCAUAUGAAUUAUACUAUUAAAGAUCAUCCCAUGCAAGAUGUCACCAUCUUGGCUAUGGCUUCUUUGUCUAAGGUGUUAGUUGUUACGCUACGUCCAACACUUAAAGUUAUGUUUAUGCAGCCACUGAAGGGUGACCCGGCCACUUUACCAUUAUUAGCUUGGCAGUUUGUUAUUAUACAAGUAUCAGAAAAAGACAGAGUGAUUGAUCCAGUUCUAGCUUUUGGACGUGAUCAAACUAUCCACUUCUAUCAAGUCAUCUGUAGAGGUGCACAAGAUAUCAGGUGUUCUGGUCUACAGAAGAUUGAUCUACCAUAUAAAUUACUGAGUAUAAAUUGGUUAAAUCCUAGAACUCUAGUAACAUUAGAUACAUCAGAAAAACUACAUGUUAUAGAUGUGAGAUCAGAAGAAGAACUUGAGGUUAUAGAUAUAUCAGAUGUUCAAUUAGUCUAUGGUUCUAGCCAUUUUAAAUCAUUGGCUACAGGUGGCAAUGUUAGCCAGGCUUUGGCGUAUGCUGGGGGACAAGCUUGUUAUCAAUCCGUUGCUUCACAUGCCUCCCAGUUAUUUACUCUUGGUACUAAAACUGUUAAUAUUUAUAAUAUCAGAGCCUGGAGUGAAAGAAUUGAUUUUUUAGUAAAACAGAAUAAAUAUCACGAAGCUCUAUCUCUAGCUCUAUCUUUCUAUGAUGGUAAAGCUAAAGCUGUUGUUAGUUUGACUGGCUCACAAUCUAAGAAAAAGGAAAUAGUCUCCAAUCUAAUAUUAGAUCUAGUAUUUGAAUAUGUAGAUUUAUCUAUGACUAAACUGUGUCCAGAUAAAGGUAAAAUGGAAGAAUUGGAGGAAUAUUAUCAGGAAAUUGUACCAGUUUGUGUUGAUUAUUGCUUACAUUUAAACAGAACUGAUGUAUUGUUUGGAAGAAUAUAUGAAAAGUUUGGUGAAGAUAUUAUUGCUCAAGGAACAUUUUUAGAGUGCUUGGAACCAUAUAUACUUAGUGAUAAAUUAACGGCUAUACCACCUGCUGUCAUGAAAGAUUUUGUAACUCAUUAUGAAAGUAAAUCUAUGUUAGAUAGUGUAGAAGCUUGUAUUGUACAUCUGGAUAUAGCCAAUCUAGAUAUUCAUCAAGUUGUUAGUUUAUGUUGGAAUCAUGGAUUAUAUGAUGCUAUUAUAUAUGUAUAUAAUAAAGGAAUGUAUGAUUUCUGUACACCAUUAGAAGAUUUAAUUACUUUAUUAAGUAGUGCUAUCAGUACAGGAAAACGCUUAACAAAUGAACAAAUAAAACUAGGGAAUAAAUUACUGGUGUAUAUCAGUUGUUGCCUUGCUGGUCGAGCCUACCCAUUAGGUGAUAUACCUCCAGAACAUAUAGAAAAUGUAAAAAAUAAGGUAUUUGACUGUAUCACUUGUCUUCAUACUAAAAAUCCAAGCCCAGAUGAAUCCGCCUACCCACAUCUAAGAUCUUUACUACAAUUUGAUACCCGUGAAUUCUUAAACGUAUUGGCACUGGCUUUUGAAGAAUCUGAUUUCAAUACUCAAAAUGGAAUUCAGAAGAGACAAAGAUUAGUUGAUAUAUUAUUAAAGAUAAUGGUAGAGAGUAUUGGUUUUACACCUGCACAAGUUGGUGUAUUAUUUACGUUCUUAGCAAGACAGAUGGCUAGACAUGAAAAUACCAUUAUUGUUAACAGAGUUCUCUUUGAACAGGUGUUAGAGUUUCUAUCUAAUCCUGAAGAUGAAUCUCGUCAUGAAGAACGUCAGCAAGCUUUAAUGGAGUUGAUACAUGCUGGUGGUUUAAAACAAUUUGAUGAGAAGAAACUAUUAAAAUUAGCUGAGAAUGCUAAAUUCUUUCGUGUUUGUGAAUAUUUAUAUGAAAAAAGACGAGAAUAUGAUAAAAUUCUCUCAUGUUAUUUGCAAGAUCCUUCCAGAAGGUAUCAUGCAUUCAAUUAUAUCACAAGUAUUAUACAGAGUGAACGACCAGAAAAAGAGAAAGAGAGUGUAAGAAAAGAAGCUUUAAAAAGUUUAGAAGAUUUGGUAUCUAUUGAUUGUAAACAAGCAGCCCAUACAGUUAUUACUAAUCUAGCUAGUAAUCUACGAGAUAUUGUACAUAAAUUAAAACCCCAACCACAAAUACUGUUUGAAUUUCUUCAAGGAGUUAUUACAUAUAGAGAUGCACAGAGUAGUGCUAUAAAUGCUGAUAAACAAGUACAUAUAGAAGCUGAUAUAAUAGAGAGUUAUAUUGAUUUAAUGUGUCGUUAUAAACCUGCUGAUGUACAUAAUUUUAUUAAAGUUACAGAAGGAUACAGGCUAGAGGAGACACUGGAUAUUUGUCGUCAGUAUAAAGUAUCAGAAGCCACAGCCUAUCUACUGGAGAAAGCUGGUGAUAUUCCUGGUGCAUUUGGUAUUAUGUUAGAGAGUGUUCAAGCUAAAUUAAGAGUAUUUACAGUAGCCGCUCAAAAAUCAGAUGAAUCAAAUAAUACUAUAACAGUUUUAUUCCAAGAGGUUGAAGCUGCUUUACUAGUUAUUAUUCAGUUAUGUCAACGUAGUUCUGGCAAGAUGGAUGAAGCAGAAAGAGAGGCGUUAUGGUUUCCGUUGCUUGAGACUGUCAUGUUACCAUUACGUAAACUGAAAGAUCUAACAGACAAAAAAAUAUUACAAGAUUUAAAAGCAAUGACACAUCAUGUAUUAAAUAGUAUGAUGGGUUAUAUAUCUCCUCCAGCUAUUCUACAGAAAAUACUUCAGGAUCCAGCUUAUAAUACUGGUAAAUUUGGUGAAGUUAAAGAAUUAAUUAUCGGAAUGUUAGAUAAUUAUAAUUAUGAACAAACUUUGAUGAAAACUUGUAAAAAUUUAUUAUACCAUGAUCUUCAUGUUCAUCUACGUAAUUUAACGGGUGCUGCUUCUAAAGGUUUUGUACCAAGAGGAGACAACUGUCAUCUGUGUUGCCGUAGCUUUACAAACUCAGCAGACUCAGAAUCUGUGGUAGUUUUCAGGUGUAGUCAUUGUUAUCAUAUUGGUUGUUUACGAUCUGUUGGUUCGGUACAUGUUAUUGAUGGUUAUGAUAAUUUGGUGUGUUAUAUCUGUAAUAAUGCUAGAAAGUCAGGAAGAUUACAGAGUUCACGAUUUUAUCGUCAUAUUUCGGUCUCUAAUACUCAACCAGCUAUAGUACAGAGAGGAGAUACAGUAACCAAAGAGAUCUUGUUAGAUCCACAACAUACGCAAGACUUUAAAUAUAUCAGAAAAUCCAUGAAAACAAAAUCAAGACUAGCAAUUUUAACUGAAUUGGCACGUCCAGAGAAAUCCAGAAGUGAUCGUUCUGGAAGUAAAUCCACCAUAUUUAAAACAGAAAGUUUCCAAUUAAAACUGGCACCACCACCACCUAUGGAACUAUAGAUUUCUUCAAACAUUUGUAGACUCUUUUAUAUUCAAGAUGAUAAUUUGUUUUCCUGAUAUGUCUUUGAAAUCAUAAAAAAUUUGGUCAGGGUUUUACUACAGUGGUGUAGAAAACAAUCACAUGCCAAAUAAUGUUUGCCUUUCAAAGCUGUCUCCCAAUAUCAUUACAAAGCCUCAGCAUCAUAAUGAUGGGGGAAAAAACUUUUGUGCUUGACAAAUACUCAUCAUAUACAAAUUAACUAUCAUGGGUUUUUGCAAUUAAAACACUGAAAGAAAAUUUAGGGCAGUCAAUGAUAGUUUGUUUUGUCAAGGCAACAUAAUGUACUUAGAUGCCCCAAUUUCGGAACUCUGGAACUUGACAGCUUUUUUUCAAACCAGGAGAAAACUAAAUGACUUGAAAGGACAUUUUUCACCAGCUGCAUAUUAUUCAUAUUUAUUGUAUAUUCAAAACAACAUAAAAGACAGAGCAAAAAAAGUUGACACUCCGUUUACAUGUUCCAUAAAAAAUACAAAGACAGUUUUGAUUUAAACAAUGUGAAUAUUUUAUUGAGAGGAAGAGGAAUAAGUUUCUCAUGUCUGGAGCAAUAGUGUACUGGCUACAUGGCAGGGUUAAAGAUCAAUGGGGUCUAGAUAACUAAUUACACGAGUCAAGGACAAGUCCUCGAUUAAGUCUUAUGCAAUCUAAUCAUUAAUAGCAUAUGUGGCCGCUGUAGGCAUCGAUACAUGCCAAAAUGCAUCUCUUCGUGGAUGUCGUCAGUCAUCUUAUGAUGUCAUUGGGAAUCCUUUGCCAUUCUUGCAAUAAAGCUUGCUCAAGCUGAUGUCAGUUUGCAGGAAAAGGUGUCCGUUGCCUCAGUUGCCAAUCAAGAUGAUCUCAGAGGUGCUCUAUUGGGUUCAUGUCUGGAGAACAUUCUGGCCAAGUUAAAGCGUGGACGUUAACAUUGUUCCAAUAAUCACAAACCAGUCUGGUGGUAUGUGGUUGGGCAUUAUCAUGCAGCAAAAUGGUAACCCUUUGUUGCUGUUGUAUGAAUGUACUGCCACAGGUUGCAGAACUUCAUCUCAAUAACUUUGGCCAUGGAAGAUAACAAGCCUUGUUCUCUGCUGGUCACAAAUCUCUCCCCAUAUCAUAAUACCACCUCCACCAUGAGGAUGAACAUCUUGAGUGCAGUUAGGUGCCAAUCUUUAAUAUCUAUGGUGAUAAACACGAACCUAGCCAUCAUUUCUGAACAGGUUGAAGUAACUUCCAUCUUUGAAGAGCACACAUUGCCAAUCACACCGCUGCCAUCAACGUACAGUUAUUGACCAUUGUAACCUGCGCUGACAGUGUUGAUGGCUCAAGUUCAAACCUCAAAAUAGUCAAUAGGCUCUUAUACCAACAAUGCGGAGCCGUCAGGAGACAGUGUGUCUGCUUAUGGAGUGUCCCAAUGCUGUGGCCGCCGUUGCCGUUACGAACCCAAUCUGGAGGUGAAUUGGCCGAAUAUAGCAGUCUUCAGCUAGAGUUGUGACCCUUAGCCUUAUGGAUCUUGGUCGGUGUUGUGUUCGACCUGUUUGCUGAAACCGCCAGAUUGCUGAUGUUGGUUGGAGUGUAGUGGAACGUUCUUACGAUUCGCCGUUGAGAAGCCCCCAUCUGUGCCAUACCAAUAGCCCUAUCUCAUUCUUCCAGUGAUAAUCUUGGCAUCUUUGUAGAGGUUUUUUGCUCAUACUGAAUCCCCAAGGUAUCUAGACAACUAUCAUCCAUAUGCAUCUUGAGAAAAUACCCACAAUCCUGGUUUUACGAUUUUUCGCAUCUGCCUGAAAUUCAGCAUAUCCUGCAUUCAGUGACUGCGAUGUGUUCACGGUGAAUAUUCUUUCAAAUGUUUUCUGAUGUCUAAUUGCAACUUUAUUGUAUAGAUAAAACUAGAUUUAUAUGUGUCAACUUUCUUUUGCCCCGUAGUGUGUAUAUAUAUAUAUAUAUAUAUAUAUAUAUUAUCAUUUACUGCCUAUAUUCAUAUUUUUGUAGCAAAGGUGAAAAUCAAAGUAGACAGAAAUUAUUACAUUCCAAUAAAUAAUCAAAUUAUUCAUUAUCAGCAUAAAGUGAUGUAUAAUAUAAGGAACAUUUAUAAUGUUGAAUAAUUUGUGAUAAAAAUUUUAUAUUUAUUUUUUGUUAUCACACUGUAAGUGCAAUAUAAUAUUAUAAUAAAUUGUUUGUUAGAUUUGAA